Molecule: messenger RNA, 987 nt
Organism: Theobroma cacao (cacao)
Lineage: Eukaryota; Viridiplantae; Streptophyta; Magnoliopsida; Malvales; Malvaceae
Product: CURVATURE THYLAKOID protein
Cellular component (GO): thylakoid; chloroplast thylakoid membrane
Source: RefSeq, a predicted model, not a curated record
CCCUCACCACAGAAAAAGGAAAAAAAAAAACCCAUACUCCUGUCUGUCUCUGUCUCUUUCUAUUUUGGCACUUCCCAAGUCCGAAGGUAAAAAGAACCUAAACUCGGUUCUCUUCUUCGGACCAGAAUCUUCGUUCUUUUUAUGAUAAAUCUAAUCCCUGCUGGACUUUAAAGCAAAUUACCCACUUCGCAAAAUCACUUCUUUUUUCCCCUUUUUGGUGCUUUCUUCUAGCAGGUAUUCAUGGCUUCCAUUACAGCAAGUUUGCCUCCACCGUUGUUCUUGCAAGCGAGAAAAACCCUUUUCAGGACUCUUCAGAAACCUCCAGUUCCUUGUAUAAGAGCAGAGAGACAAAACUGUGCUUUUGUUGUAAAGGCUACAGGGGAAAGCUCUGAGUCUUCCACCUCACUUAGUAUUGUCAAGUCCGUUCAAAAUGUUUGGGAUAAAUCUGAUGAAGAUAGGGUAGGUCUCAUUGGACUGGGAUUUGCAACUAUAGUGGCCCUGUGGGCAUCAGCAAAUUUGGUUUCGGCUGUUGACAAGUUGCCCCUUAUCCCAAAUGUGCUAGAAGUUAUUGGAAUACUGUUUUCAUUGUGGUUUAUAUAUCGAUAUCUCUUGUUCAAACCUGAUCGGGAAGAACUGUUCCAAAUCAUCAUCAAGUCAAUAUCAGAAAUUUUUGGACGGUGAAUUCUGCUGCCAAACCAUAUUUACAUGUAGUGGAGGGUGUAAUUUCUGAACAUAACAGGGAGCCAACCCCGCAGUUGGCAUAUGGUUUGUGUUGUUGUGACAAUUGAAAUACAGCGGCAUCUUCGUAGUGUAAUCUUUUUGUAUUAGUGUGAAGUGUGAUGUCCAGAGUUACUAUCCAUAGAAACAACCAAAGCGUAUGUGUGUAGAUGUCAUGGGCAGGUUACAGCGUCACUGUUUCCCCAUGGUGCCAUAUGAAAAAUUUCGACUCAAGUUCAAUUUUUCUUCUGCUUGUGGGUGUGGUUGCUA